AUGUCCACAGCCACCAAGACCAAGAUCGCCGUCGCUCAAAUCCGAUCUACCGGUGACCCUGUAGCCAACCUUCGCAGGUCUGAAAACGUCAUCCGUAGUGCUGUGAAAGAGGGUGCCAAGGCAAUCUUCUUACCCGAAGCGUCCGACUUUAUCCACCCCGACAAAACUCACUCCAGGACACUGUCCCAGCCACUGGCGGAGCACACUUUCACCUUGAACCUUCAGAAGAUCGCCAAGGACCUUGGUGUGGUUAUCUCUGUGGGAGUGCAUGAAGGCCCAGAGGAUGAGAGCGAGCAAAGAGUGUACAACACGCAUGUGCUUAUUGGGACCGAGGGCGAGCUGUUGGCGAGGUAUCGCAAAGUACACUUGUUCGAUGUAGAGUUGAAGAAGGCCCCAGGGCCGGAUGGGACUGAACAGCCGCCCCAGCGAGUCGGCGAGUCGGAACGUAUCUUGCGAGGCGAGUCUAUCACUCCUCCUGUCCAGGUAGAGGGACUAGGGAAGAUUGGACUGGAGAUAUGCUACGAUAUCAGAUUCCCAGAGGUAUCUAUCAUCUUGACGAGGCUUGGAGCUCAGAUUCUUCUCUUCCCCUCUGCAUUCACGAUCAAAACUGGGCGAGAUCACUGGCACACUCUCUGUAAAGCAACUGCUAUACAAUACCAAACAUAUCUCAUUGCCUCCGCCCAAUACGGAGCGCACAACGAGGGCCGGACUUCUUGGGGCGAGACUGUCGCCUUUUCUCCAUGGGGUGAGCAGCUAGGAAAACUAAGGAGCGUCGACGAUACGCCCCCACCCCAGAAAGGCGAACAGGGUGAUCAGGAGGUGGAGCAGUUAUAUGAAGAAAGCGGAGAAUACUUUAUCACGGAAAUUGCGCUAGACAAGGUGGAGGAGGUGAGGAAGCAGCUGCCUUUGGCCAUUCAAAAGAGGGCAGAUGUUUAUGGGGUCGUGGGGGAGCAUGCCAAGAUCGAUUGA
Messenger RNA from Cryptococcus wingfieldii CBS 7118, 969 nucleotides. RefSeq names its product nit protein 1. Lineage: Eukaryota; Fungi; Basidiomycota; Tremellomycetes; Tremellales; Cryptococcaceae. Bases 1 to 969 code for a protein of 322 amino acids. The transcript is spliced from 5 exons. The record is from RefSeq and is a predicted model, not a curated record.